Cyprinus carpio (common carp) is the source of this 2098-nucleotide messenger RNA. Its product is annotated as interferon regulatory factor 2-binding protein 2-A. Gene Ontology annotation, cellular component: nucleus. Gene Ontology annotation, biological process: regulation of transcription by RNA polymerase II. The record is from RefSeq and is a predicted model, not a curated record. Gene Ontology annotation, molecular function: transcription corepressor activity. Lineage: Eukaryota; Metazoa; Chordata; Actinopteri; Cypriniformes; Cyprinidae.
UGCUCCACAUUGAGCCCGGUCUGGCCGCGGUAGUAGUGAGUGAGAGAGACCGAGCGAGCGUCGUAGUAAAGCGCACACUACUAUGAAGUUCUGUUUGUAACUCAAUUAUUUCUCGAGAGGAGCCUACCUCGUUUUCCCACAGCAUCCGCGGACACUUCUGAGAGGAUUGCGCUGUGUUUUCGGAGGGUUUUCCACCUAAAAGAGCGAUGUCGUCCGCGGCGGUUGCUGCUUCGAGGAGGCAGUCGUGUUAUUUAUGCGAUUUGCCCCGCAUGCCGUGGGCUAUGAUCUGGGAUUUUACCGAGCCCGUUUGCAGAGGAUGUGUCAACUACGAGGGAGCAGACAGGAUCGAGUUUGUCAUUGAAACCGCGCGGCAGCUCAAGAGAGCCCAUGGAUUUCAGGACGGCAGACCGGCGGGGCCGGGGAAACAGUUAUCGGGGAAAGAGAUCCAGGCGAUGAAUCACGCGUCUGGAGACCCGGGCUCGCGCCCGCCGCAGCCUCUGGACCGCUACCCGCUGUCUUCGGAGCGUCCACCCAGACCCGAGUAUCAGUCUGCGCGGCAGGCGAACGGACUCCCGGUCCCGAACGGAUUCUCAAAACCGGACGACCCUCCGGAGCUCAACCGCCAGAGUCCAAACCCGCGCAGGACUAGCGGCGUGCCGCCCAAUUUAGUGCCUCUGGUGAACGGCAGCAUGGCUCACGCGAUCAACGGCAGACCCGGUCUCAGCCACGGCGAUCUCGGCGGAAACAAGCGGCCAGCCUCGGUCUCCAGCACGGAGCACGACAAGGACAAGCACAGACCGGACAGCAUGACGCCGGAGAUCAGCGACAGCCACAAGAACCGGGCGGACGACUGGAUCAAGAACAAAACGUCCCGGGAUAUAAUGGCGCUGAACGCGUACGACAGCAGAUUCAAGAAGGAGCACAUGCAGCAGAGAGUCAUGUACGAAACGAACGCUCCUGCGUCCAAAUCAGAUCGAGGCAAACAUCCCAAGAAUAUGAAGAGAAAAGCUUCGCCGGAGCCUGACGGAGAGGGCGGCACCGCCGCCAAGAUUAACGGAGAUGGACAGCAGUGGCUCCCGGCGGGAGACGGAUUGAAAAUGCCCCCGGGGCCACCACCCAGCUUCGCCUCCCCGCCCUCCACAAUAUCCCCUCACCCUCGCACCACCCCACCGGAGGCCGCCACGGCCGCCACUCAGAACGGAAGUUCGCCCAUUGCGGCGCUCAUUCUGGCCGCGGACAACGCCGGUGGUAACAGCUCGCCCAAGGACGCCAACCAAGUGCACUCGACGACACGCAGAAACAGCAGCAGCCCGCUGUCACCCAACCAGCGGCGGCUGGCGCAGGGCGCGGGGGCACCUCACGUGCCGGGCAUGGAUCCGGUGCAUCCGCAGAGCAUCCCAGACUCCUCGGUUCCCAGCAGCAUCCCGCUGUGCUGCACGCUUUGCCACGAGAGGCUAGAGGACACACACUUUGUGCAGUGCCCUUCAGUGCCGUCUCACAAGUUCUGCUUCCCUUGCUCCCGGGAGAGCAUCAAACAGCAGGGUGCGACCGGAGAAGUGUACUGUCCGAGCGGCGAGAAAUGCCCCUGGUGGGCUCCAACGUACCGUGGGCUUUCAUGCAAGGCGAAAUAGCCACCAUUCUGGCAGGAGACGUCAAAGUAAAAAAGGAGAGAGACACUUGAUUGCGCUUUUUACCUUUUUUUUUAAAUAUUCAAAAAUGUCGGUCUAUAUAAAUAUAUAAAUAUGAAUAUCACAUGCAUACCAUCCAGACAGAAACUAACGGACUUGUAUAUAAUGGACAUAUGAGGGACAUGCAUACUUGGUAAACAUUGCUGUACAUUUUUUGAUUUUUUGAAUACAUUGUGUUUCUAUAUUUUUUGAAGAUAAAAGGUAUGUACUCAUUAUAACGGACUACGUUCUACUUUGUCGAUGUUUAACGAUUUCUUGAUGUACUUUUAGGUAUGGUGGCAGUUCCUGUUAAACGUAGAAUGUGACUAAUGCAACUCUACGAGCACUUGGCAAACAUUGGAAAACGCUUCUAGCUGUACUUGUAUGCACUUGUUUAAAAUUGCCAAAUACAUUUUCUGAUCUUGUAUUAA